Molecule: messenger RNA, 2469 nt
Organism: Mytilus trossulus (common blue mussel)
Lineage: Eukaryota; Metazoa; Mollusca; Bivalvia; Mytilida; Mytilidae
Product: toll-like receptor 3
Exons: 1
Coding region: 1-2469 (822 amino acids)
Biological process (GO): inflammatory response; toll-like receptor signaling pathway; immune response
Cellular component (GO): plasma membrane
Molecular function (GO): protein binding; transmembrane signaling receptor activity
Source: RefSeq, a predicted model, not a curated record
AUGUGUUUUGUUGUGCAGUGUGCUGAAUUACCUAGGUUAUUUGAAUGCGAUAUACAAUACGAUUCUAAUGAGAAAGUAACGAUAGCGUAUUGUAAUAACAGUGGACUGACGUCUAUACCUCAAAAUAUACCGCGUAAUAUCAACGUAUUAGAUCUGAGUUUUAAUGAGAUAUGUGAAGUUGAAACUAAUUCCUUUUUGAACUAUACAGAUCUACAAGUACUCAAUUUGACAAACAAUAAACUGAACUCGCUGUCUAGAAAAGCUUUUCAAGGAUUAAGCAAACUGUCUGUGCUAAACAUGUCUCAUAAUAUGCUUGAUUUAUCUCAGGAUUAUUCAGCAGAGUUGUUUCUUUCAAUUCAAAAUUUAACGACAUUGGAUAUAAGUUAUAAUAUGAAACACUCAUAUAAGGAUACACGUUUUGAUUAUCCCGAUCAUGCAAUUAGUGUUCUGCGGGAGUUGUCUUUCUUAGCAAUUGACAUGAUGCCUUUGUCUCAAUUCGGAAGUGGAUUCAGUCGAUUAUAUAACCUGAAAGAAUUACACUUUCAAUCUUGUUAUUUAAAACGUCUUGAAAAUAAAACGUUUCAGAGAUUUCCCUCUUCCUUAGAAGUUCUUACUCUUAGAAAUUGUUUGUUAUAUUUUGUGACUACUGAAGUUGAUGCUUUGCUUCCGUUCCCAAAUCUUCAAGUUAUAGAUUUUUCUGGAACAUUUAUGCAUUUGAUGCCAGCACUGCAACUUUUGAACCCAUAUCGUUAUGCAAACAUGACGGCAAUAAAUUUUGGUCGUGUAAGUUACCCAAUGAGAGAUAGCAGUGAACUCCCUUUCUCUUUAACAAUCACAUCCGAUAUAAUCAAGCAUAUGAAAACAAUUUGCGUAGAAAAUCUAGAUUUAUCUGAGAAUGGAAUAGUUGAUUACGAACCUGGAUCUUUGUUCUCAUUUGAUCGCCCUGAAUGUUUACGUCAUCUUUCAUUCAAAGGAAACAGGUUUGUGCUUUAUAACUUGGAAAAACGUGAUGAGAUUAAUUUCUUCUUUAAAAAAGCUAUGCGAUUGAAAUAUUUAGAUUAUUCAUUUAACGCUGUUAACUAUAAUAUGAAGAAAUCAGUAACGUCAAAUAUGAGUUUAUUAAGUGCCGAUGCAAGUUACGUAUUUUUACCCACAUCACUGGAAAAAUUAGACAUUAGUUAUACAGUACUAAACACCGUACCUGCAGUAUGGUUGAUAGUUCCAAAAAAUAACAACCUUAAAUUUCUAGAUAUAUCUUAUUCGAAUACAACUUUGUUCAUGUCUAUUCCUAAUAUUCAACUUACAACUUUUAUUUCCGCCGGAACGAGGUACGAUUUUGCUUGGCAUGAAUUAAAAAAAUUUCAAAAUAGUAGUUUGAAAAGUAUUGUUCUGAAAAACGCGCACAUAAAUAAUGGGAUAAGAAAGUACGGUGAUCGAUUUUUCAAAGAUCUAGCUUCUCUGGUGUCAUUAGAUAUAUCCCAAAAUGACAUUUGGUAUUUUACAGAUGAGCUGUUAAAGCCAAUGACGAAUUUGACAUAUCUGUACUUAAGCCAAAACCUACUUCCGUCUGUACCGAUACAAUUAAUUGGUCAUUCUUACAUAAACACACUUGAUGUUAGAAACAAUCUACUCACACGUGUAAGUUCUACUAUUACAAACUGGGCAGAUCGAAUGCAAGAAAUUCAUGGAAUGACAUUAAAUCUCGAUGGUAAUGCAUUUGAAUGCAACUGUGAUACUAUUGACUUCAUAAGGUGGAUUCAAACAACCAAAGUAAACCUUGACAGCCGAUCAUAUAUAUGUAAGUUAUCUAAUGGAACAGUUAUUGAUACACUUAUUGCGUACAAUUCUUUAUAUGACUUAUUUGCGGACUGUAAGAGUACAAUGUGGUUAACUUUUGCGUCAUCACUAUUAUCUACAUUUGUCACGGUAGCUUUACUGCUUGUGGUAUAUAGUAAGAGAUGGAAGAUUUUAUUCUCGAUCUAUGGAAUAAUUCGCCGUACAGUGGAACGUAAAGUCCGGAAGAGUUACCAAUAUGAUGUUUAUGUGUCAUAUGAAGGAGAGGUUGUUGUUUGGAUUAAAGAUGUGUUAAUACCAAAACUUGAGGAUGAGUGGGGACUGACAAUGUGCAUAAAAGAUCGAGAUUUUUUAAGUGGCACGAGUCUAGCAGAUAUCGAGGCAGCGAGUAUCGAAAAAAGCCGAUGUAUAAUAUUUGUCAUCACGCCUGAAUUUAAGUCCUCCCAUGAUUGCUUGUUUGAACUCGACAGAGCAAAAUAUGAGAAGAUAACAAACAAUCUGGAGCGCAUUAUAGUCAUCACAAAAGAUAUAACAAUAACUGAUAUUCCAAUAGAGUUCUCCUUUAUUUGGAAUUAUGCUUAUCUUAUUCAAUGGCCUAAAGAUCCGGACACUUUGGAUGAUACAUGGAGGAAGUUAUCAAUGUUUCUCACAGAUGGCUCUGUUUCUUACCAGUAA